AUGGCGAUCCCACCAAUUCUCAAAAAGAUCGGCCAAAAGCUCUCACCUCCACCAUCAACAUCCGAAGAUGGCCGUGAUCAAUGGAAUUCGAGAGCUUCCUUCUUACUAGCGGCCAUGGGAGGCUGUGCUGGUAUGGGAAACCUAAUUCGGUACCCUUCACAGGUGUACAACAACAACGGCCUCCAGUGGUUUAUUCCAUAUCUCAUGUGUGUUUUCCUGAUAGCCAUCCCGGCCUUGAUUCUCGAAGUCAGUAUUGGUCAAGCGUACCGUGGAGGGUCUGUCGUCGCUUUCAACAACAUCAACCACCGUCUCAAAGGUCUCGGCUUCAGUCUUUUAUACAUCGGUUUUAUGGUCAGUCCGUACUUCGUCGUCAAUCUUUCCUGGAUCAUGAUCUACUUCCGGAACUCGUUCCAGAGUCCUCUGCCAUGGGAGGGACGUGCUGAGGAAUACUACUACCAAGACGUAGUGCAGAAUGUCGAUGCGAUUCCCGGUAACAAGACGUCGAGUGGUGUUAUAGACUACGUCAAAUAUCCUGGCACUGCCCUUAUUGGAGAGACUGUUGGAUGGACUGCAUUCGUCGUCUACUUCACCAUGGGUCUACCUGUUGUCUUGACUAUCAUCCUUGUCGGCCGGUCUGUUUCACUUCCAAACGCUGGCCGUGGCGUAAAGCUGUAUUUUGGAGAGUGGAACGGCGAGAAACUGGGAUCCGGUGACAUUUGGCAGACUGCAGCUGGCCAGGUCUUCUUCUCAACUGGUGUCGGUUUUGGCUAUUUCAGUUCUUAUGCCUCUUACAAUCAGAAGCAUGCCAAUGCUGUCAUGGACUCAUGUCUCAUUGUUGGCAGCAAUGUCCUCUUUGAGGGGUUCGCCGCCUUCGCUGCGUUCGGAGUUGUUGGAUACCUGGAUAUGAUGCCUGUUCCCGGCGAACGGAUUGGUGCCUUCACCAUUGGAUUUUUGACGUUGCCAACAGCUAUCACUCAGCUUCCCGGAUCAUCGUUCUGGGCCUUUGCACUCUUCUUUACCCUGGUGGUCCUGGGUUAUAGCUCUGCAUUUGCCAUGGUGGAUGCCGUGGUAACGCUUGUCAUGGAUACCAAACCCAAAAUUCGUCGCGAGUGGGUAGUCACAGGUCUUGUGAUUAUCUCAUUCCUUAUUUCACUCCCUUUCUGCACCCAAUUCGGAUAUGCUCUUCUCACAGGAGUUGACCGUUGGAUCAACGAUGUUGCUCUAGUGUUCGUUGUGUUUGGCGAAUGUGCAUUCUCCACAACUUUCUACCGUUGGAGAGACGUAGCAGGACAGGUAGGAAAGCCAGCCUUUUUCAUCUGGAACUUUGGAUACUUUGGCGGUAUGGUUCUCGGAGUUGCUGUUGCCCAUGCGGUUCAAGCUGAAGCGGGUGCUGGAGUUGGCUUUGGUAUCUUCAUCAUCUGCUCGAUCGUCUCCUGUGUAAUUGGCAAGACUCCUGACGAACUUCCGCCUGCCUUGACCUUUACCGAGGACAAGGGGUUUGCUCGCCGAUUCAUCGGCAGAAGUCAUGCCUUAUCAAAACUCUUGGACAACGUCUUCAUGACACGCUUCUGGUACCUGGCCUUUUACUCUGGCCAGCAACUUCGACGGGAUCUCAACGUGAUUGUCGCAACUGGAAAGAACUGGAGUAUUCCCGCCUUUUGGCCAAUCCUCCUACGCUUCAUCUCGGCGCCUGUGCUCGCCAUUAUCUACGGCUUUGCCUAUCCCGCUUUCUACGAGCUCCGUGAUGACCCUCUACAUAUUCUUGGCUUCGGUCUUGCCCAUAUCUGCUUGAUACUGAUCGGACUGGGAGUCCUCGUGCCCCGCUGGUACAACACGAUUAUCCCUCCUGACCGACGCGAGGAGGGCAAGCUGCCGUAUGCUCCCAAUGUUCUUUUGGAUGGCGAGGAGCCUCGAAGAACUGAGUCGAUGGAGACUGGCGAAGGACUUGCAGGCUCUGAAGGCGGUGAAAGCGAAGAAAAGAAGGGACAGAGUGUGAUAUAG
Messenger RNA from Fusarium fujikuroi IMI 58289, 2001 nucleotides. RefSeq names its product related to sodium-and chloride-dependent GABA transporter 1. Gene Ontology annotation, biological process: sodium ion transmembrane transport. NCBI's taxonomy places the organism in Eukaryota, Fungi, Ascomycota, Sordariomycetes, Hypocreales, Nectriaceae. The coding region runs from base 1 to 2001 and encodes 666 amino acids. The transcript has 3 exons. The record is from RefSeq and is a predicted model, not a curated record. Gene Ontology annotation, cellular component: membrane.